CGAACUGAACGAUGCAAUCGCUGAAAUCGAUCUUUUUUCUAGCCAUUUUGGCUUUUGCAAAAUCAAGUCCCACGGACUGUACUGUAGACGACGUGAACGAAAUAGAAUCGGUGUUAAAACAAUGCAAUAACAUAGUAAUUAACCAGUUACACGUGCCAUCAACUGGAAAUUUACCGGUUUUCAAUUUAGAUGGGAAAAAUUUGACGAUUAAUGGAAAGUUAACAUUCGAUGCACGAUACGAGGAUUCGGAAGCCCUGUUGACAUUCACAGGGGAGGAUUACACUGUUCAAAAUGGACCAGCCGGUUUGAUCGACGGUAACGGUGCUUUGUACUGGGACGGUAAAGGUGUUUUAAGCAACAAAAGAAAGCCGGUUCUAAUCAAGGUGGAAAAAUCGAAAAAUGCCAAUUUUAAUUCUCUACUCGUGAACGAUUGCCCUCAAGCUUGCGUCGAAAUCAGAAAAAGCGAUGACGUCGUUAUGAACGGCUUUACCAUUGAUACAUCUUCAGGAGAUAAAAGCGGACUAGCGGUAGACACUCACGGCAUAACCAUCAAAAAUUCGAGCAACGUUAACAUCAAAAACGGCCGGAUACUGAACCAAGGCGAGUGCGUAUCCGUCAACCAAGGCCAUUCCAUCAGGGUGUUCAGCUUGGAUUGCAUCGGAUCCCAAGGUGCAGUCAUUCGGCCGGAAUUCGCUGAAGCUAACUUUAUUCGAAACAUCAGCUUCGAGUACGUUUUCCUCACUAGAACCCAAUCAGGAAUCAGGAUCGUGACUUCUCCCAGCCAGCCGGAGGGUACCAUCGAUGAUGUCAGUUUUAAUGUUAUUCAAGUUACAGAUACUGAGUUUCGCGGUAUCGAGAUAAGACAAGAUUAUGGAAACGAGGGUCGCCCACUGGGAAAUAUAAAAAUAACUAAUUUGAAUGUAGCUUCAGUAACAGGAUAUAUGACCGAUAAAUACGUUCCAGCAGUCUACAUUUAUUGCGGCAACGACGGCUGCGCUAAUUGGCAAUGGUCUAAUAUUAACAUCAAAAAAGCUCAAGUAGAAAAUUCAUGCAAUUUCAUACCGACUGGCUUUAAUUGUUGGUAGACUACCUAUGUUAAAUUGAAAAUGUAUUACUAAUAAAUGGGAUACUAAUAAAUGAAACAUCAUCG
Phyllotreta striolata is the source of this 1150-nucleotide messenger RNA. Lineage: Eukaryota; Metazoa; Arthropoda; Insecta; Coleoptera; Chrysomelidae. The record is from the annotation of a GenBank genome assembly.